Epinephelus moara (kelp grouper) is the source of this 4753-nucleotide messenger RNA. Its product is annotated as protein NLRC3-like. Gene Ontology annotation, molecular function: protein binding. The coding region runs from base 41 to 3289 and encodes 1082 amino acids. Lineage: Eukaryota; Metazoa; Chordata; Actinopteri; Perciformes; Serranidae. The transcript has 9 exons. The record is from RefSeq and is a predicted model, not a curated record.
AGACCCCCCUGAACCUGCACCUGAACCCAGCUGUGUGUCAAUGAAAAGUGACCAGUCUGUGCAAAGAUAUAUUGUUUUCAAAGGUGGACAACAGUCCACUGACAAAAGGAUCCAACAUGAGAGACCAGACCCCCCUGGACCUGGACCCAGCUGUAUGUCAAUGAAAAGUGACCAGUCUGUGCAAAGAUACAUUGUUUUCAAAGAUGGACACCAGUCCACUGACAAAGGAUGUAAUCCACUUCCCAGUGAUCAGUCUGCCCAGCAGUAUCAAACAAACCUGGACUCCAUAUUUAUGCUGCUGGAGGAGCACAUUAUCAAUUUUGUGAAGAACGAGCUGAAGAAGAUCCAGAAAUUUCUGAGUUCAGAUUACCCAGAAUGCUUAGAGAGUCAGAGUGAGGAUGAGGAGGCAUUGGACGGUGUGUAUGCAGAGCAGAGGAGGAGCAGCAGAGAGGCGUUUCUGAAGAUCACACUGAACUCCCUGAGGAGGAUGAAGCAGGAGGAGCUGGCCGACUGUCUGCAGAGCAGGACUGUUGCUGCAGUAUGCCGACGUAAACUGAAGUCUAACCUGCAGAAAAAGUUCCAGUGUGUGUUUGAGGGGAUUGCUAAAGCAGGAAACCCAACCCUUCUGAAUCAGAUCUACACAGACCUCUACAUCACAGAGGGAGGGACUGCAGAGGUCAAUGAUGAACAUGAGGUCAGACAGAUUGAAACAUCAUCCAGGAAACCACACAGACCAGAAACAACCAUCAGACAAGAAGACAUCUUUAAAGCCUCAGCUGGAAGAGACAAACCAAUCAGAACAGUGAUGACAAAGGGAGUGGCUGGCAUUGGGAAAACAGUCUUAACACAGAAGUUCACUCUGGACUGGGCUGAAGACAAAGCCAACCAGGACAUACAGUUCACAUUUCCAUUCACUUUCAGAGAGCUGAAUGUGCUGAAAGAGAAAAAGUACAGCUUGGUGGAACUUGUUCAUCACUUCUUUACUGAAACCAAAGAAGCAGGAAUCUGCCGGUUUGAAGAGUUCCAGGUUGUGUUCAUCUUUGACGGUCUGGAUGAGUGUCGACUUCCUCUGGACUUCCACAACAAUGAGAUCCUGACCGAUGUUACAGAGUCCACCUCAAUGGAUGUGCUGCUGACAAACCUCAUCAGGGGGAAACUGCUUCCUUCUGCUCGCCUCUGGAUAACCACACGCCCUGCAGCAGCCAAUCAGAUCCCUCCUGAGUGUGUUGACAUGGUGACAGAGGUCAGAGGGUUCACUGAUCCACAGAAGGAGGAGUACUUCAGGAAGAGAUUCAGAGAUGAGGAGCAGGCCAACAGAAUCAUCUCCCACAUCAAAACAUCACGAAGCCUCCACAUCAUGUGCCACAUCCCAGUCUUCUGCUGGAUCACUGCUACAGUUCUGGAGGAUGUGAUAGGGACCAGAAAGGGAAGAGAGCUUCCCAAGACCCUGACUGAGAUGUACAUCCACUUCCUGGUGGUUCAGACCAAAGUGCAGUACAUCAAGUAUGAUGGAGGAGCUGAGUCAGAUCCACACUGGAGUCCUGAGAACAGGAAAAUGAUUAAAUCUCUGGGAAAACUGGCUUUUAAGCAGCUGCAAAAAGGCAACCUGAUCUUCUAUGAAUCAGACCUGACAGAGUGUGGCAUCGAUAUCAGAGCAGCCUCAGUAUACUCAGGAGUGUUCACACAGAUCUUUAAGGAGGAGAGAGGACUGUACCAGGACAAGGUGUUCUGCUUCGUCCAUCUGAGUGUUCAGGAGUUUCUGGCUGCUCUUCAUGUCCAUCGGAAGUUCAUCAACUCUGGGGUCAACCUGAUGGCAGAAGAACAAACAGGCACCUCCCGGCUCCCCAAAGUCUUCAGAGACAAACCUACACUAACACAGCUCUACCAGAUUGCUGUGGACAAGGCCUUACAGAGUCCAAAUGGACACCUGGACUUGUUCCUCCGCUUCCUCCUGGGUCUGUCACUGCAGACCAACCAGAAACAUCUACAAGGUCUACUGACACAGACAGAUAGUAGUUCCCAGACAGACCCCAAAACAGUAAAGUACAUCAAGAAAAAGAUCAGUGAAAAUCUGUCUGCAGAGAGAAGCAUCAAUCUGUUCCACUGUCUGAAUGAACUGAAUGAUCGUUCUCUGGUGAAGGAGAUCCAACAGUACCUGAGUUCAGGACGUCUCUCCACAGAUAAAUUGUCUCCAUCUCAGUGGUCAGCUCUGGUCUUCAUCUUACUGUCAUCAGUAGAGGAUCUGGACAUGUUUGACCUGAAGAAAUACUCUGCUUCAAAUGAGGCUCUUCAGAGGCUGCUGCCAGUGGUCAAAGCCUCCAACAAAGCACUGCUAACAAACUGUAACCUGUCAGAGAUAAGCUGUGAAGCUCUGUCCUCAGUUCUAAGCUCCCAGUCCUCUAGUCUGAGAGACCUGGACCUGAGUAACAACGACCUGCAGGAUUCAGGAGUGAAGCUGCUCUCCAUUGGACUGCAGAGUCCACACUGCGAACUGGAAACUCUCAGACUGUCAGGAUGUCUGGUCACAGUGGAAGGCUGUGUUGCUCUGGUCUCAGCUCUGAGCUCCAACCCCUCCCACCUGAGAAAGCUGGACCUGAGCUACAAUCAUCCAGGAGACACAGGAAUCAAGCUGCUCUCUGCUGGAUUAAAGAAUCCAAACUGGAGACUGGACACUCUCAGGAUGGACCAUGGUGGAGAACAGAGACUGACACCUGGUUUGAGAAAGUAUUUCUGUGAACUCACACUGGACACAGACACAGUUGACAGAAACCUCAAACUGUCCGACAACAACAGGAAGGUGACGCUGGUGAAAGCGGGGCAGCGGUAUCCUGAUCAUCCAGACAGAUUUAAACAAACUCAACUGCUGUGCAGAAAUGCUCUGACUGGUCGCUGUUACUGGGAGGUGGAGUGGAAAGGGAAAGUUUAUGUUGCAGUAACUUACAGAGAAACUGGAGGGAGUGCAGACCGUCGUGAAAGCUCAGUUAGAGGAAAUAAUCAGUCCUGGAGUCUGAAAUGCGCCAAGGAUUGUUACUCUGUUUGGCACCAUAAGAGAAAUUCAUUUAUGCCUUCCCCCUCUUUUUUUUGCUCCUCCUCCUCCUCCUCUGGUAGAGUAGCAGUGUAUGUGGACUGUCCUGCCGGCACUCUGUCCUUCUACAGAGUCUCCUCUGGCUCACUGAUCCACCUCCACACCUUCAACACCACCUUCACUGAACCUCUUUAUACUGGGUUUAGGUUUGGGUUUAAGUCUGAGGCGUUGCUUGGUUCGUCAGUGACUCUGUGUUCACUGUAGGAAGAAGAAUCUGUCAUGGAAACAGACGCUACUGACUGAGGACAGCUGCUGAAAUCACUGUCCAUAGUGUGCAUUGUCACACACAAACAACUUAGACUGAUAACAUUGGUAUAUUUACAGAAUCGCUUUAAGAUUAAUUUUUGAUGUAAAUGAAAAUGUUUCUUUGUAAAACUGGUUGGAUAACAUGGUUUUAUCAUCACAACUCAGCUGUUGUGAUCUCAGUGUUGCAAGCAGUGGCACACACUUUGUUUGUGUUCAAAGGUGAAGUGAAUUUUUAGCCUUACUCAAGUGAAUAUGGCCGCUGGAGUGUUUUUAGCCAAAGCUAAUAUUACAACAUAGGGUAUUCCAUUCGCCUCUCUGCCAGUUCAGCUAAAUUUGUACUAAAUUUAUGCUCUUGAGUCCAUUUUUCAAGUGUUGUUGGUGGUGGUGUUGGUGAUGUGUGGCUGCGAGUCACUAAAUCAGGAUCAGGACAUCAACUCACCCAUCUGUAAACUCUCAUUCUGCCAACUUCUAGCCCGCUUUUUGGUUUUCAGACAUAAACAUCAGUAAACACUGAAAAAAGAAGGAGGAGAAUGGACACCAGCUGAGCUAGCAUCCUGUGAGCCAUUGAGACAUUGGAAAAAAACUUACGACUUCUGUGCUGCAUCAGUUUUCAACAGGAACUGUAAUUUCCUUUGAUUCAUUCAAACUUGGCUAAAUCCUGGACAGCACCAUUGAACCAGAUGACUCUUUUUCUAUAAGGCCAUCUGAUGGAGCAGAAGACUAUGGGAGAGGAGGAGAGGAGACGUGUGCUUUACAGUGAGUAAUGACAGGUGUGACGGUGGGAAUGUGAGCUGCUGUCCUGUUCCUGCUGUGGGUCACUGCUGUACACUGUUCAGAGGUGGCUGCAGAGUGGCACUGCCCGUGUUCAGGAGGAACGACUAUGUGGCUGUCUUGCAGAGGUCGAGAUGUAACGCUACAUUAACAGAGAGCUGACCACACAGAUGAUAAAAUGGUGAUAAAAGCACAACACCCAACAGCAACAUCUGCAGUCACAUAUGCUCUCUGCUCAUUGGGAACAAUUGAAAAAAAGACAUUAGCACUCAGAAACAAAACGCUGUAUGGAUACAGGCUCUAGAACUGUCCAUUUAUAAUCAUCGCGAGUCUCCUUUGUUAGGCUAGCUAUGGAUUACAAAUACAAAAAUAAAAAAUAGAGACUUUAAAAAGGGUGGACAGAUUUGUAAGUAGCUCAUUGCAGAGUAGCCACCUUGUAGUAAAAUAUAUUAAUGAAUGUUUAUUUAGACCUAAUGGUAAUGCUGAUAGCCUAAUUCAGACAUAGUGGUCUGUUUCAUGUUCAUUAUAAAGCUGAAAUAUGUUUUGUGGCUCCAAGCUGAUUUUAAAAUUUGGGGUCAGAAAUAACUCUUUUGAUAGUAAAGGUUGCCGGCUGCUGACCUGGUGUCUCAUUGUUUGUUUAAAACUCUUUGU